Messenger RNA from Monopterus albus (swamp eel), 5479 nucleotides. It is a transcript of the gene gucy2ca, whose product is annotated as guanylate cyclase 2Ca. The record is from RefSeq and is a predicted model, not a curated record. Gene Ontology annotation, cellular component: plasma membrane. Gene Ontology annotation, biological process: intracellular signal transduction; cGMP biosynthetic process; protein phosphorylation. Gene Ontology annotation, molecular function: ATP binding; protein kinase activity; guanylate cyclase activity. The transcript is spliced from 33 exons. Bases 1 to 3816 code for a protein of 1271 amino acids. Lineage: Eukaryota; Metazoa; Chordata; Actinopteri; Synbranchiformes; Synbranchidae.
AUGGCAGCAUUCGCUAACAAGAUGCUGGAUGACUGUUUGUCAUCAAACCGAAAAUACACCAUGAAUGUUGUACUGCUGGAUGACAACAAUUACGAGUGGAGUCGGCAGUAUGUGGAGGCGGCUGUGGAGCAUGCCAUAGAAGUGGACAGGCAGGAGAACGUCAAACAUGCGGACGAUAUGCUUGUAAUCCAGAUAGUUACAAGAGCCAAUAUGGAUUCUGAACAUAUCGACAAAACAACACCUAAAAUCAUCAGACAAAUCUCAAAGCAAACACCAGAGGGUUCCAACCAAGUCAUUCAACCACAUACUGUACAUUUAAUCAACUUUAUACCAGGUUUAAACUUCACUUUGAAGGCAAACUACAUUGGGUUCAACACCAGUGUGUACAACCGGCAGGGCUGUGGGAGCAGCACCUGUGAGGGAGUGGCCAUAAUCAAGAGGCUGUCUGAGGAGGGUACAGUUGGAUGUGUCAUGCUGGGUCCUUCUUGCACAUAUGCCACCUUCCAGUUAGUGGAUGAAGAGAUUGGCCUACUGCUGAGCAUUCCCAUCAUCUCUGCUGGGAGCUUUGGUCUCUCAUGUGACUAUAAACCCAAACUGACCCGAAUUCUGCCUCCAGCACGCAAGGUCUCAGACUUAUUACUGCACUUUAUGAGGAAAUUGUUGCCAUUUAAGCCUGUUUGGAAGAAGGUCUAUGUCUACAGAAAGACCAUCAACACAACAGAGGACUGUUUCUGGUACAUCAACGCAUUGGAGGCACCCUCUGCCAACUUUGCUCACAACACAAGCAGGAUGAUGCUGCGUGGGGAGGAUGAGCUGAAAGAGCACUUAACUGCUAAGAAAAGACAUAGCAACAUUUUCAUCCUAUGUGGAAGCAUUGAUGACAUAGUUUCAAUAAAGGGGAAGGUGGGCGAGAUACAGGAGGACAUCAUAUUCAUUCUCCUUGAUAUUUACAACCCUCAGUAUUACAUCAACAAAACAUCCAGUAAAUUUAUGCAGGACGUCCUGGUGAUCACGCUGCCACAGAGGAACUACGAAUUUGGCUCAACCCCAUACAACGACACGAUAAAUGAUUAUGUGGCUGGGUAUCAUGAUGGGACUCUACUGUUUGGCAAAUUGCUGAGAGAGAGGAUGCUCAGCCAACGAGAUAAGAGAUCCCUUCAAGUGCCUCUGAGUGACAACCCAUUUGGAAAUGCCAACUUUGAAGGUAUGGGAGGACACUAUGUGCUCGACGAAUACGGUGACAGAGACGUUAAUUUCUCUGUGAUUUACACAACUGUGACUGUUUUCAUCCUAUGUGGAAGCAUUGAUGACAUAGUUUCAAUAAAGGGGAAGGUGGGCGAGAUACAGGAGGACAUCAUAUUCAUUCUCCUUGAUAUUUACAACCCUCAGUAUUACAUCAACAAAACAUCCAGUAAAUUUAUGCAGGACGUCCUGGUGAUCACGCUGCCACAGAGGAACUACGAAUUUGGCUCAACCCCAUACAACGACACGAUAAAUGAUUAUGUGGCUGGGUAUCAUGAUGGGACUCUACUGUUUGGCAAAUUGCUGAGAGAGAGGAUGCUCAGCCAACGAGAUAAGAGAUCCCUUCAAGUGCCUCUGAGUGACAACCCAUUUGGAAAUGCCAACUUUGAAGGUAUGGGAGGACACUAUGUGCUCGACGAAUACGGUGACAGAGACGUUAAUUUCUCUGUGAUUUACACAACUGUGACUGGCGAGUAUGAAACUCUGUUAUUGUUUGACACAUCGCAAAAUAAUACCAUAGUGAUUGACUCUGAGCCUACCCUGCAGUGGGAAGGGAGUCACCUGCCUGAUGAUGAGCCAGAUGAUCCACAAGCCUUAAAUGUGCAGGAGGUGAUUGUGAUUGUUUUGAGCGUUACUGUUGUGGUAGUGACAGCCAUCGCUCUCAUCUUCUACUGGCAGAACAGGAAAGAGCAUCUGAUGCAGAAGAAGUGGUCUCACAUUGACCCGCAGCUGAUUGCUUCGCUGGAUGAGAGGGAGGUCUCUCUGAAGAUUGAUGACGAGAGGAAGAACAGCAUGUUCUUUACUCAUCGAGGCCGCUAUGACAAGAAGCCUGUGAUCUUGAAAGAGCUGAAACACACAGAUGGAGAUUUCACGGAGGAUCAGAGGAUUGAGCUUAACACACUGCUGCGUAUCGAUUACUACAAUCUGACAAAGUUCUACGGCACAGUCAAGUUUGACUACGGUGUGUUUGGGGUGUUUGAGCUCUGUCAGAGGGGCUCCCUCAGGCGCAUUCUGAACGACACCAUCUCUUAUCCAGAUGACACGUUCAUGGACAUGGAGUUUAAGAUCUCUGUCAUGUAUGACAUAGCAAAGGGCAUGUCGUAUCUCCACUCCAGUAACAUCGGGGUCCACGGUCGCCUCAAGUCGACCAACUGUGUGGUCGACAACCGCAUGGUGGUUAAGAUCACUAACUUUGGCUGGCACACCAUCCUGAGGCCAGGCAGAGAUGUGUGGACAGCCCCAGAGCAUCUUCGCAACUAUGGGGUGUCUCAGAAAGGUGAAUAUGGGGCGUCUCAGAAAGGUGAUGUCUACAGCUAUGCCAUCAUUGCCCAUGAGAUUCUUAUGAGGCGGACCCCAUUCUAUACACAGAAAUGCUCAGAUCCUGCAGAGAAGAUCCUCAGGGUGCAGUAUCCCACCGGGACGAGCGUCUUCAGACCAGAACUCAACUUUGACGGCACGACACAGAGGGAGAUCGAGCUGUAUAUGCUGAUAAAGAGCUGCUGGGAUGAAGACCCAGAACGGAGGCCAGAUUUUAAGAAAAUAGAGGUAGCUCUGGGGAAGAUUUUCAGUGACCUCCACAACCACGGCACUGAGACCUACAUGGACAACCUGAUCCGUCGCCUGCAGAUGUACUCGAGGACUCUGGAGCGUCUGGUGGAGGAGAGGACGGCUUUGUAUAAAGCUGAGAGGGACAGAGCUGAUCGCCUCAACUUUAUGCUACUUCCUGGCCCAGUGGUGCGUUCACUGAAGGAGACGGGCAAAGUGGAGCCGGAGCUGUUUGAGGAGGUGACCAUCUAUUUCAGUGACAUCGUGGAAUUCACCACCCUGUGCCACUACAGCACCCCCAUGGAGGUGGUUGACAUGCUCAACGAAAUCUACAAGAACUUUGACAGCAUCCUCGACCACCAUGAUGUCUACAAGGUUGAGACCAUAGGUGAUGCGUACAUGGUUGCAUCAGGUUUGCCCAAACGCAACGGUACCAGGCAUGCAGUGGACAUCGCCCACAUGGCCCUGGACAUCCUGACAUUUGUAGGGACUUUUGAGUUGCAACACCUGCCUGACAUCCCUCUGUGGAUUCGUAUCGGUGUGCAUUCAGGACCCUGUGCAGCAGGCGUGGUGGGGAAGAAGAUGCCUCGCUAUUGCCUUUUUGGAGACACAGUGAACACCGCCUCACGCAUGGAGUCUACAGGCCUGCCUCUGAGAAUUCAUGUCAGCCAGUCCACCAUCAACAUCCUGCAGAGAACAGGCUGCGGGUUUGAGUAUGAAAAGAGAGGAGAGACGUACCUGAAGGGUAAAGGUAAAGAGAUGACAUACUGGUUAACAGGAGUGACUGGGGGAAAAUACAAACUGCCGACACCACCAACAGCGGAGAACUUCCAGCAGCUCCAGCAGGACCUGGCGGAAAUGAUAGUGUCCAGUCUGAAGAAGCGUGGAACUGGGACCGAGGACUUCGACAAGAGAAAGACCCUCUCCACCAAACUGCGGCGGAGGGAAUCCAGCAGCAGCAUGCACAGGGACAGUCAACCCGAGUACUUCCACCUGGCUGUCACCGAGAACCCCAGCACCUACCUGUGAUUACUGACGAGCUUUCAGCACACGAUCGGCAUGGAAGUAGACAUUGUACAAGUGUGUCACAGCCUGUGCCCGUCUGAACCAGCACUGCCGGGGUUCUGUGACAGCUCUCUUUGUUCAGGGGGUGGAGAGCCAGUGGAACGGCUGUGGGAGAAGCAGGCGUGUUAAAGGUGAGACUUCACCACAGGGAUCAGUUCUUCAACAUCCAUUCUUUUCACUGCCACAUCCUCAGACCCUCUGUAGAGAACCCGCUGUCACUGAAACUGACCUGUUAGUCAUUUUGUCUCAUUGUUAAUCAAAAGAAAAAUCCACCCUCAGACAUCUUUGCUGUGGUAGAAAACGAGGCCCUCCUGCUUUAUUUUGAUGUGGCACUAACCCAGUUUACUUUACAACAUUACAUUUGGACCUGUCAUGAGAAGAAGCAAGCAACAAGACCGAGCAGCAUUAUACUUUACUUGUGUAGAACUGGGCUCUGUGAAUGGUCUGCCACGGUGUUUAUUUUGAUAUUACCACAUGGGGGCACCAAAGUCGUACACUCAUUUCCAUAAACAGUGGCGAUAAAUUUAACCUGCUGCUGUGGGUGGAUUUCUCUUUGUCACAAGUCUUUUUGAAAUUUGUAACAUACAUGAAAGCUUUGCCUGCUUUGCUCUGUGGACGGUGAUAACUCAAACCAAGUUAAUGUCACAACUAUAUGGAUUUUAGAGUGAGUCCUCUGAGACCUAAAGGUCAGUUUGCUCCAACAGGAACCCAAAUAAUGAGGGGAGAUUGAGGGAGAACGUCUGUUAUUUCCCCACAAACCUCAGCCAGAGACUAACAGGAGCAGUGAAUGUGGUGUAUUUAAUGUAACGUGUGUGUGACUCCAAACCCCAGUUUAGCUUAUUGUUUGUGCCAUAGACCUCCACUGUUCGACUAUUAACACAGUUAGCCACACUGCUGCACUGGGUGACAGACGUGAGGCCCAUCUGUUCUCAUCAAAUGGCUCCAAGGGCUGGUAACGACUGUCACUUUGUACAGUGUCUGGAGGAAGAAGGAGUCUCUGAGCUCUGCUCUGUUUACACUACUCAGCAGAGCGACACAACAGUGGAGGUCUACGGCACAGACCAGUAAGCUAAACCAGGGUCUGGAGUCACACACAUUACAGUGAGUACACUGGUUUACUGGUGCUGUUACUGGGAAAAUGCACUGAAAGCGAGACGUGAGCAGUGAGUUCUGUCCUUAAAGUCAACAGCUGUGUGUCAUUAGGACAGAGACAGGGGAAGGAGUCUUCACCUGGUGGACAGACAGCACAAAUGUACUGGAACAAAUUGUUUUGAUGUAAGCACAUCAGGAAGAAAUUGCCUUUUUAUGUAGCCUAUGGAUUUACUGAGUUUUCCUGGCUCUUUACAGACGGCAAAAGGGAAACAAAGCAGACGUCGUAAUAGAUUCCAGUAGAAACAGAAAACAUCAGGAUUUGUGAAAUUUAAACAGCUGACUGUGGAGAUUAUGCUUCACUAAACGCAGCUGAGGGAAACGACAGGCAUGUUAAAAAAAAAAAAUUGGUUCUACAGGAGAUGCACGUCUCACGGAUUCAGUGUAAAUGGACUUAUUCUGUCUGCAGCGUAGAAAACGCCUCACAAAACGCUUUCAGUGUUGAUUAGAGGUUUGUCUCCAGAUGGGACUUGUGCAA